This is a messenger RNA of Paecilomyces variotii, 1823 nucleotides long. Its product is annotated as nucleoside hydrolase. Gene Ontology annotation, cellular component: cytosol. Gene Ontology annotation, biological process: purine nucleoside catabolic process. The coding region runs from base 289 to 1572 and encodes 427 amino acids. The record is from RefSeq and is a predicted model, not a curated record. NCBI's taxonomy places the organism in Eukaryota, Fungi, Ascomycota, Eurotiomycetes, Eurotiales, Thermoascaceae. Gene Ontology annotation, molecular function: purine nucleosidase activity. The transcript is spliced from 6 exons.
CGAUGGUUGUUAUCCACCCAACGUAAUCAGGCCCAGCAUCGACUAGUUAGUUGGUAGUACGUAGUAGUAAUUCUGCGAUAACAAAAGAACUAUCUGUGGGUCAGAUCUGCCUUUUCUUGGAAUGACAUACGGAGUACGAAAAUAGCAAACCUAAGGUAUCUUUCUACUGCGAACUACAGCCACCAUUAGACUAUUAUAUCUAUCUUUUGCGUUGGCGAUAGAUACCCCACAAACACAACAAAACAAUAAGAAUAAUAUCGCAACAAUUGAAAGUUCUUUUCCACCACAAUGCCUGAGAAAAAGAAAAUCAUCAUUGAUACUGAUCCAGGUAUUGAUGAUAUACUGGGCCUGUUGCUCGCGUUGUCGGCAAAGCCGGAGGAGGUUGAGAUUCUGUUGAUCUCCUUGACGUUUGGUAAUAUCGAGGUUCGCAGCUGCCUCCGAAAUGUCGUCUCCAUGUUCCAUAUCAUCGAGCGCGAAAAGCGCUGGCGAAAGGAGCAUGGAAAGCCGGAAGGGUUUGGUGCCCUAAGCGCCUCCAAGCCUGUAGUCGCCGUGGGCGCGGAGGAGCCUCUCGAGGACCAAAGGAUGCUGGCUGAUUAUUUCCAUGGCACGGAUGGACUCGGAGGAAUCCACGCGAGCCACCCCCAUCUGACACCAAGCCAAACCUGGGAACACCUGUUCGAUCCCUCCGCUGAUCCUAGCGAGGUCGACCCGGUCCAGUGCGGCGGGGACGAGUCUGCUGCUCAUCAAUCUUUCAUCCCUUCGAAGAAGCCCGCACACCAGGAGAUCCUUCGUGUUCUGAAAGAGAAUGACCCAGGCUCCGUCACGCUGGUUGCGGUAGGACCGUUGACGAACCUUGCUCUAGCGGCAGCGGAAGAUGCAGAGACAUUUUUGAGAGUGAAAGAGGUGGUGGUAAUGGGUGGCACGGUGAACCGACCAGGCAAUGUCACACCAGUGGGAGAAUUCAAUGCUUAUGCCGAUGCUGUCGCUGCAGCACGCGUUUUCGCGCUUACAUCUCCCAUGCCUGCAAGCACACUGCCUCCAACUCGCUCUGAGAAACUCCCACCAUACCCGUCUAAGCUCAGCAAGCAGCUCACCCUUCGCCUAUUUCCCUUGGACAUCACCCUGCGCCACAACAUGACGCGGGGCCAAUUCCGACAGAUAGUGGAACCGCUCUUGGAGGCGGGCUCUCCGCUGGCCGAGUGGGUGUCUGCCUUCAUGGCGCACACUUUCCGUACUUUGGAAACGCUUCAUGUCGGCCAUGAAGGAGAUGCUGCGUCGCUGAGCUUACACGACCCCGUGUGCGUUUGGUACGCCCUCACCGCGGACGACAAGCGAUGGAGUCCAUCGCCAACUUCCCCGGAGGAUAUUCGUGUCGAGACUCUCGGCCAAUGGACUCGGGGCAUGUGUGUCGUCGACAGGAGGAACAGACAUCGCAUUGACAGCGAGGUCGCGAGCACGAACGAUCACGGACACUGGCUGAGCGUCCGAGCUGGAAAUCGGAUCUGGAGGAUCGACGGUUCACCUGUGGAGCAUGACUUUGGAGAUGUGCUGAUGGAGAGGAUCUUUGGAUGAACGGGAGCCCUGGAUCAUGCUAGGGGAUGGAACGUGUCGGGAAAAGCAGUAGGAAACUGUACAGGAGGCAAAUGCAUAUAUAACAUGCAAAUGCAUAUAUAACAUGCAAAUGCAUAUAUAACAUGGAAAAGACAUAUAGACGAUCAUCAAACCUGAAACCCGCAAUGGAAUCAAAUAGACAGAUUAGCUACGAGGCGAAUCCCGCCGAACGGUAAUUCCUACAGUGGACCAACUCAUCUCGACGAUUAUCC